AUGGCGGAUUCCAAGCAAAAGCCGGAAACUUUGGAUGGAUCGGGGGAUAUUACAAAUUCCACCGGAAAUGUUGGGAGUCGAGAGUGUGACAGUGACGAAAGGAAGAAGAGAGCAGAGGAACUGAAAGAAAAGGCUAAUUCGUUUUUCAAAAAGGAAGAUUACAACCAGGCAAUAACAUACUAUUCACAAGCAAUAGAGGCCGACCCAUCGGUUGCAGCUUACUACUGCAACAGGAGUCUGGCUUAUCUCAAGACAGAAUGUUUUGGCUAUGCUCUGAAAGAUGCGGGCCAAGCUGUCAUUAUCGACCGCAGCUACAUAAAGGCUUAUUAUCGAAGAGCAUCAGCAAACAUGGCACUGGGUAAAUUCAAGUUGGCCCUGAAAGAUUUUGAAAUGGUCACCAAAGUUCGACCGAAUGACAAAGAUGCAAAGAUGAAGUUCAGCGAAUGCAAUAAAAUUGUGAAAAUGAUUGCAUUUGAGAAGGCCAUCUCUUCUGAAGACGAUGUCCCUAUGGAAAAGAAGUUGGAUAUAGAAAGCAUGGUUAUUGAAGAUGACUACACUGGCCCUGCUCUUGAGGACGAUGAAGUGACAGUCACAUUUGUAAAAGAUCUCAUGCAGACAUACAAGGACCAAAAGCGAUUACAUAGAAAAUAUGCAUACCAGAUUCUGCUACAAGUAAAGAAACUUUUUCAGAUCCAGCCAUCUUUAGUUGACAUCACAGUUUCAGGGAGCAACAAGUUCACAGUGUGUGGUGACAUCCAUGGCCAGUUCUAUGAUCUCAUGAACAUAUUCUCUCUCAACGGGGAGCCAUCUGAAGACAAUCCAUAUCUGUUUAAUGGAGACUUUGUGGACCGUGGAUCGUUUUCUGUUGAGUGUAUAAUGACUCUAUUCAGCUUGAAGCUACUGUACCCCAAUCACUUCUUCAUGGCUCGAGGGAACCAUGAAAGCGUGACAAUGAACCAGAUGUAUGGAUUUGACGGAGAAGUGAAAUCAAAAUACACAAGUCAGAUGGCUCAACUUUUCACAGAAGUCUUCAACUGGCUUCCACUUGCUCACUGUAUCAACAACAAAGUCAUGGUGAUGCAUGGAGGCCUGUUCUCGGAGGACACAGUAACCCUUGAUGACAUCCGCAAAGUUGAGCGGAACAGACAGCCUCCUGAGACAGGCAUCAUGUGUGAACUCCUGUGGUCGGACCCACAGCCACAGCCUGGGAGAUCCACCAGCAAAAGAGGCGUAGGGGUCCAGUUCGGUCCUGAUGUCACAAAGAAGUUUCUGCAGUACAACAACCUGGACUACGUCAUCCGUAGCCAUGAAGUGAAGAAUGAUGGUUAUGAGAUGGCUCAUGAUGGAAAGUGCAUCACUGUCUUCUCAGCCCCAAACUACUGUGAUACCAUGGGUAACAAAGGAGCUUUCAUAACUGUCCAAGGAAAUGAUCUCACACCUAAGUUCACUUCUUAUGAAGCUGUGCCACAUCCGAAUGUGAAACCUAUGGCCUAUGCAAGUCCACUAUUUAAUUUGUUUUAGGAACAAAAUGUAAAUAUGUAAAUGGUAUGUUUGAACAUCUGUGAAUAGGAUGUAAAUUAUGAACCAUGAGAUUGUGUAUGAUAGAACCUGAUUAUAACAUGCCAAGCAUUGUAAACACUUUGGUCAGAAUGUUUAUUUGACAUGUUUCCUGCCAUGUGAACGUGAACAUGCUGGUGUAAAAGAUGUGGCGAAAAAUGAAGGCAAUGAAUUCUAAUUUUGAAAACAGAGGACAACUUUUUAAUGUGCCAAUUGAAUGUGACCUUGGUUACAUUGCUCAUAUUUUGUCUCAAGUGAUCCAGGUAUGUGGAACGUGGAAAAUCAUUUACUCUGCACUGGCAACUUAAGUUCCAAAGGCAGCUUGUCUUGUUUAUUGUGGCAAGUUUGGUGAAAUCUGUUUCAGUUUCUAACAAAAUAUGCACCUUGGAUAUCUUUGAUAAAAACUGUAAUACUUUAAAAAGGAUUGACUUUUCGUAAACUUUAAAAGGAUAAUCACAGUGUAUUCUGUCUAAAAGGCAGAGUGUAGAUAUUUCAUGGAAAUGGACAGUUGAAAAUAUGAAAGCUCACUUGUCCGACAAUGCCAGGCAGGUGAUGUGACUUCGGCAGAUUGCAGGAGUCUGCAGGUCUUGCAGGGUAUUUCAAUGCUCCUGGCACAAAUGUCUAUACUCCUGUCAUAACUUGCUGUUCAGAUAAAUACAUCUUUUUAAAGGGACCACAUAAUGUUCUGAGAAUGUUGAGGACAAUGAGAUCUUGUACAAUGGAUGUAAAACUAUAAGGAACUUGUAGCAAUACAGUUAGUUAUGAAGCAGUGUUAUUUGAUAGCGAGGGGAUGUAAAUCAGUCUUCUCUCUUCAGUGGGGAAUAGAUAGAUGUUCAGCCUGUGUUCUACACUACACACACCAUGAAUUCAUAUUCUAAAUAUGCUGCUUUCACAUGCAGUCUGUGAAGUUUCUAGCAGAAAAUUGUGUUGAAAUGGACUGAAUGCUUGUAGCCAGUGUCUGAUCAGUUCAAUGUCACAACAGCGUGAGACUCAUCAGUAAUCCUUAAUGUAGGGAGGAGAUGAUGAGUCACGUGUCCAGCAGUAUCCUGUGUUCCAUAUCUCCACCGUGCCAUGACCUGUUCACCACUGUAGCGUCAUUGUGAAGUGACAUUAUAUCCUCCGCUCUGUUAUUACCUGACCGCCUCCGUGGUGUAGUGGUUAGAGCGUCCGCCCGGAGAGCGGAAGAUCGUGGGUUCGAUCCCCGACCGUGUCAUACUAA
Messenger RNA from Haliotis rubra (blacklip abalone), 2776 nucleotides. RefSeq names its product serine/threonine-protein phosphatase 5-like. The coding region runs from base 1 to 1521 and encodes 506 amino acids. NCBI's taxonomy places the organism in Eukaryota, Metazoa, Mollusca, Gastropoda, Lepetellida, Haliotidae. The record is from RefSeq and is a predicted model, not a curated record. Gene Ontology annotation, molecular function: protein serine/threonine phosphatase activity; protein binding. Gene Ontology annotation, cellular component: nucleus; cytosol. The transcript has 14 exons.